AGAAAUGGACGAGUUCCGAGAUCGCAUUAGUAAUACGCUCCGCAUCGAGGACAAUAAACUCAUACGAGAGUUGCUAGCCGAGGCAAUUGGCACAUUCUUUUUGCUUCUCAUUGGUACCGCAGCAAAUAUUCAAGCUGCAGCAGCUGUUGGUGGAAAUAUGACAUCUUGCCAUAUUGCAUGGGGUAUCGGCUUCAUGUUUGCUGUCUAUUUAGCUGCUAGUGUAUCAGGCGCUCAUCUCAAUCCAGCCAUAUCGUUGGCUCAAUGGGUACUCGGCAAUAUACCGGCUUGGAAGGUGGUCCUUUAUACCAUUGCUCAAAUUAUCGGUGCAUAUCUAGGCACUGCUGUCAGCUACUUUGGACAUCAUGACGAUCUCUGGAAACUUGACGGGGGUAUACGGCAGGUUACGGGUGCACAAGCCACUGCCGGCCUGUUCACAACGUUUCCAACACCUCAAAUGAGCGUAUGGGGUAGCCUUCUAGACCAGAUAAUUGGUACUGCGAUCUUAUCGGGUCUUAUAUGCCUAAUCACAGAUAAGAGACACCGAAUCCCAGCUGGACUUGUUCCGCCCUUGGCUGGUGCGAUCAUGUCAAUGGUCGCCAUGACAUUCGGUGCCAACGGUGGUUUUGCCAUCAAUCCAGCUCGAGAUCUUGGCCCAAGACUUUUCACUCUUUGUGCCGGCUACGGUUGGGAGGUGUUCAGCGCUAAUGGAUUCUACUUCUGGAUUCCAAUUGUUGGCCCAUUAAUCGGCGCUCUGAUCGGAGCUUGGCUGUAUAAACUUUUCGUUGGACUUCAUGGGCUUAACGAAGAUCUAGAACUUACCCAUAAGGGCUACAAUGCUGCCAAACCUCCGAAGUACGACAUCAAAAUCCUCUUCAAGAAAACGUGAUUGAAUCACCCUAACAAUGAGAUUUCAUGCCACGCUCCCCUGGCAUCCUGAUCGGCUACGAUAACACGUUAUCAAGAACAGCGAAUCAGCUUGGCGUUCCACGACCGCCCAUCGACACUCGUUACUAACCCUCUAAUUCUAUGAGUACAUACUUCACACUUAAAAUGAAUAGUAUUGGCAACUAAUGAUUUGUUCAAAUAUGGAUCGAUUUUUCGUUUGUUACUACUUUUUGUUUUAUUGCAGACUGUGAUAUUUAUAGCAUUGGUGAAUUGUACAGUUUUCAAACCAGAAAACGAACCUCCUUGUUACUAACUCUAGAAAUAAGGUGCAGUGUCUUAACAUCGUGUGUAUUUAGUUUUCAUAAUGAUCUUACAUUGCUCAACUGUACAACUAACAUCAUUUGAAAAUAAAUGUCU
Molecule: messenger RNA, 1302 nt
Organism: Cylicocyclus nassatus
Lineage: Eukaryota; Metazoa; Nematoda; Chromadorea; Rhabditida; Strongylidae
Source: the annotation of a GenBank genome assembly